AUGUCACAAGACACGAGGUUCCAAAUCAAGAAAAUUCUGCUUACUUAUGAUAUAGACAAAUUCACAAUCACGGAAGAAAACCUAACGGAUGACAAACUCCAAUACUGCCAAUUCCCAGGAACUGAAAAGAAAUCGGGACGCCCUUCUGAACACCUUGAGGAACUGAAAAGAAAGCGCGACGCCCUUCGCAACACUGCUGAUCAGACUGGAAGAACGGGCGCCCUUCGUAACAUUGCUGAACAGACUGGAAGGAAGGAAGACGUACAAGCCUGGAGAGAGCAGUCAGCCAACGCACAUCUAAAUUCCUGA
Molecule: messenger RNA, 309 nt
Organism: Rodentolepis nana
Lineage: Eukaryota; Metazoa; Platyhelminthes; Cestoda; Cyclophyllidea; Hymenolepididae
Source: the annotation of a GenBank genome assembly